AUGUGGUUUUCUAUUGUGGGUAAACAAGCAUGGACUUGUGUCUCCACCCCUUUCCCCAUCCAUGAUUUACAUGCUUUCAAUGGGAAGAUAUACAACUUACACUCUCUUUCUCGAUCAUGUGAAAUCACAUGUUUAUGUGAGCUGAGACUCUAUCCAAAGCCCAAAUUGAUGUUACUUGAUACCAAAAAUAUUCCAAACCCACAUUUCACACUUUCGGAGUUUGUAAGUUUUGGUGAAAAUCUUUUCGCGAUGAAUCGGUUUGCGAGACAUCCAUUUAAGAUUCAGGAACUUGAUUUUGUAGAAAUGAAAUGGGUGUCACAUGAAAAGGCAGGAGAAGCAUAUGCAUUCUAUUUUAGCAAGUUUAAGCGUGAACCGGUGAAGGAAACGAUUCCAACCCCAACGGCGAGACUCUUUCUUAAUCCAUCCCGCUUUAAGUUCCCCAUUCUCAGUUUUAAUCAGGAAUGGGUAAAACAAGGAGUAUGCUUAGAAAAAGAAGUAUGA
This is a messenger RNA of Lactuca virosa, 501 nucleotides long. The record is from the annotation of a GenBank genome assembly. NCBI's taxonomy places the organism in Eukaryota, Viridiplantae, Streptophyta, Magnoliopsida, Asterales, Asteraceae.